AUGGAAGGAGAGAGGCAGAAUAGAGUCUACCGGUUUGUUGUAUGUAUCUGCGGGGGCAGCAGCAGCACUGCUGGUGGAUGCCGAGGAGAGAAAGGAAAGCAUGGUCUGCUCCGCAAGUUGGCAGACCCAGUGGACAAGAGAACCGGCCGGAACAUGAAGAAGCGGACCUGGCAGGGAAGGGAGACAGAUAAAAAAGUUAGAAAGAUGGAAAUUUCCAGAUCACUCUCGUCUGAAGAUUUUAUGGAAGAGGGAUAA
Messenger RNA from Protopolystoma xenopodis, 255 nucleotides. The record is from the annotation of a GenBank genome assembly. Lineage: Eukaryota; Metazoa; Platyhelminthes; Monogenea; Polystomatidea; Polystomatidae.